ACAAGAUACAGGUAUUGCUUAUAAGUAGCCCACAAUUAAGACUUUACUAAAACGUACACCCAGACACUAUUUCCAUAUCUGAAAAAUGAACUUGCUUCCUAAAACGCUGUAUUUUACAGCACUGUUCUGUUUAGCUACAGUCAGUGCUAAACCUGGAGCUCGUAUCAUUGGAGGAGAUAAUGCUCCAGCAGGUCGGUUUCCUUUUGCUGCUGCAAUUUACGUUCAAACAGGAAAUAGCAGAUUCUUCUGUGGUGGUGCUCUUCUAAAUCAUCAAUGGGUAAUUACAUCCGGACAUUGUGCAGAUGGUGGUGAGCUCUUCACCAUCCAGCUAGGGUCAAACACUCUAAGCUCUUCUGAUCCUGAACGACACACUGUGGCAACUUCCGAGUAUAUCUUGCAUCCAGAUUUUGAUCCAGAAAAAAUCCAGAAUGAUUUAGCUUUGAUAAGGCUCAGGGCUCCUAUUACUUAUAACGCUUAUAUUCAACCAAUUGCUCUACCUAUCGUAAGUCUCUUGAACGAAACUUCAGUCACAGCAAUCGGAUGGGGACAAGUUAGUGAUUACAGUCCUGAUCUUUCUGAACAUCUGCAGUUCGUAGAAGCAACCAUUUUGUCAAACGCUGCAUGUCAGGUAGUUUAUGGAACUCAAAUUACGGACGCUAUGGCUUGUGUUGAGGGUGGUUACAAUGAAGGAACUUGUAAUGGUGAUAAUGGUGGUCCACUAAUCGAAUAUGUUCAUCGCCAAUACUGGAUUGUAGGUGUUGCAAGUUUUAUCAGCGGAAAUGGGUGUGAAAGCACUGAUCCGUCUGGAUACACGAGAACUUAUCCUUAUUUGAGUUGGAUUAAUAGCGUGAUUAGCGCCUAAGUAAUUGAAUAAAAAAUUUUAAAGUUUCAA
This is a messenger RNA of Zophobas morio, 892 nucleotides long. RefSeq names its product brachyurin-like. Gene Ontology annotation, biological process: proteolysis. The transcript is spliced from 6 exons. Lineage: Eukaryota; Metazoa; Arthropoda; Insecta; Coleoptera; Tenebrionidae. Gene Ontology annotation, molecular function: serine-type endopeptidase activity. The coding region runs from base 86 to 862 and encodes 258 amino acids. The record is from RefSeq and is a predicted model, not a curated record.